GGAGGAGUGCGUGGUGCCCAACGAGAAGCAGCGCAUCAGCGCCGCGCUGCGCUCCGGCGCCGAGGCCGGCGGCCCCGGCGGCGCGCCGCCGCGUGGCGGGCACCCGGGCGGCGGCGCCUGCGGGCGGCGGCGCGACCGCCAGGGCGGCCUGCGCUGGCUGUUCAACUCGCUGCGCGCGGGCGAGGGGCCCUCGCCCUCCGGCGGCAGCACCCUGCAGGACGACGAGCGGCGCAUGAUGGGGCGCCAGAUCAACGGCACUAGCGAGGCCAGCCCCUCGCUCUGGAAGCAGGGCUCCCUCAACCUGCCCACCCCCGACGACAGCGGCUUCCCCGCCACCCACCCAGACAUGUGCAUCCUGCGCAUACGGCGCAACCACCUGCUGGAGGAUGCGCUGGACGAGAUUGCGCGCCAGAAGCCCAAGGACCUGUUCAAGCCGCUGAGGGUGCACUUCAUCGGGGAGGACGGCAUCGACGCGGGCGGCGUGAAGAAGGAGUUCUUCCAGCUGCUGGUCACCGAGCUGCUGUGCCCCGACUACGGCAUGCUCAUCUACCAGCCCGAGUCGCGCACCUACUGGUUCAACCCAACCACGCUGGAGGCGGACGCAGAGUUCCUGCUGCUGGGACUGGUGCUGGGCCUGGCCAUCUACAACGGUGUGCUGCUGGACUUCCCGCUGCCGCUGGCGCUGUACCGCAAGAUACUGGGGCAGGAGGUGAAGCUGCGGGACCUGGAGGACAUGCAGCCCACGCUGGGCAAGAGCCUGCGCCAGCUGCUGCAGUACGAGGGGCCCGGCAGCGUGGAGGACGUCUUCUGCCAGAGCCUGGUGGUGGAGGUGCCCGGGUUUGGCGACACGCGCGUGAUGCCGCUGAGGGAGGGGGGCGCUGACAUCCCAGUCACCGAGGAGAACCGGCGCGAGUUUGUGGAGCUGUACGUCAGCUUCUGGCUCAACCGCUCCAUCCACUCCCAGUUCGAGUCCUUUGCCAAGGGCUUCCUCAUGCUGUGCGGCGGCCCCGCGCUGCAGCUGUUCAGCGCCACGGAGCUGGAGCGCCUCGUGUGCGGCAACCCAUUCCUGGACUUUGAGAGCCUGCAGAAGAGCGCGCGGUACGAGGGAGGCUACUCGCCAGAGCACCGCGUGGUUCAGUGGCUGUGGCAGGUGGUGGGGGAGCUGACGCGCGAGGAGCGCAAGCUCUUCCUCAAGUUCUUCACGGGCUCCGACCGCGCGCCCAUCGGCGGGCUGGGCAACCUGCGCUGCCUCAUCCAGCGCGACGGCCCGGACAGCAACCGCCUGCCCACCAGCCACACCUGCUUCAACAGCCUGCUGCUGCCCUCCUACCGCUCCAAGGAGAAGCUGGCAGACCGCCUGCGCCUGGCCAUCCUCAACUCCGAGGGAUUCGGGCUGGAGUAGGCCGGCUGGGGCACCGGCAGCGAAACACCGUUGAUUGGCCGGCGGUACGCUCGCCCGCCCUGCCAUGCCAUGAGCACCUACGCCACACCCACGCGAUAAGCAGCGCAAUCCUGCAACUUGCUAAUUUAUUCAAACCGCGUAUGAAUUUUCGUACCCCCUCUUUUUCCAGAGUUUUGCUCGCUAGACAUGCCCUGCGCAUUGCAGCGCAUUGCAGCGCUCCCCUACCCUGCCCUGCCCUGUACAAGUUCCAUCCCCCCCUCGCGACCACCCUCAAAAGUGCCCUGCUUCGGGUUGCAGUGGCCAACCCUCCUGCUUAACCAUUCAACAUUUCUUCCUCCGCCUGCACCUGUUACUUGCUAAUUGUAAGUCUCUCCUGACA
This is a messenger RNA of Chlorella variabilis, 1781 nucleotides long. RefSeq lists its product as hypothetical. NCBI's taxonomy places the organism in Eukaryota, Viridiplantae, Chlorophyta, Trebouxiophyceae, Chlorellales, Chlorellaceae. Gene Ontology annotation, molecular function: ubiquitin protein ligase activity. Gene Ontology annotation, biological process: protein polyubiquitination. The transcript has 7 exons. The record is from RefSeq and is a predicted model, not a curated record. Bases 233 to 1402 code for a protein of 389 amino acids.